AUGAUAGUACUCGUAUUGCUGCUGGCCAUCUCUUCUGCCCAGUCUCAGAACGACACGACCCCGGCAGUCAUGACAGAAGCCCCCACAACUGCCCCUGCUGCUGCCGUCACUACAGCUGCCGCUGCAACAACUGCGCCGGCCAUGCCCGUUCAAAAGCUUGUCGGCUCCCUGACCGCUAGCGGAGAAACAGAUGGCAGCCGUUUCACCCAACUACAGAACGAGAUGACAGCGCUACUUGUGCAGUCUUUCACCGGCCCCAACAGCGAGCUGGCCACCAUCUUUCGCGGCAUCGAGGUCGAAAACGUCACCUUCACCGUCAACUUCCGGUUGGUGCUGGACAAGAACGUGAACGGAAGUGACGUCAACGGGACGGCGGCGGCCGCGGUGCUUCUCGGGAGUUUGUCGAACUCUGGCAUGCUGGGAAAUUUUAUGGUUGGGAAUGAUGGCGUGUAUUUCUGGAUGCCCACGAUUCCAGAACCAACCGAACCGCCUUUUGAGAUACCGUACUGGGGCCCUGCAGUGGCCAUUGUGGCCAUGGUAGUGAUUUUUAUAGUUCUAGUGAUUGUGGCUGCCUGUUACGUCAGGUUUAAAACAGAGAAAGCGACACCGAUGCGCUACGAGGAAGAUUUUGCAGAGUUGUAGAGAAUUUAUUUCGAAUGUUUUUCUUACACCUGUGAUUCUUUCACCAGAUAGUUAGAGCUAUCACAAUCGAUGAGUAACAAAAAGUAGACCGACCGCUCAACGACUUUUUCUAGAUUUGGGAAAAGUAGAAUUUGGGCAAAUGGCUGAAUCAUUUGCCAGACGAUGGAUGUUUAAAACUCAUUUGUCAGUUAACUCCUAUGGCAAAUACAGAAAAUGGUGGUAUUAUAAUAUUAAGCUCUUUGUAAAGUAUGAUUGUAUAGGUUGUAGCAGUGGGAAUAGGCCAUUUAGAGUAUACUCUUGCUUAAAAAUUAUUAUAGGUCUUAGCGUUUAGAAUUUUUACUCUGUGUCACAUACAUACAUAUCGUUCUUUUGGUGUGUGGUGUUAAUUCAGGAAACUAUUGUGCCAUAUUUUCAUAUGUAGGUUUUGACAUUACUAUCACGUUACUAUAGCGUCUAGUCAUUAUUAUUAUAUAUGAGAAUUGUUUCUGUACUCAGUAAUUUGAAUUCAACUUGUACAGCUCUUGCAAUUGAUUUUCUUUAUAAAACGUAUAGUCUGGACAAUUGGUGAAGAAUAUAGCUAUAAUUUCUCAGUGAAAAAAAGAACAAAACUUGAACCCCCUGUUUAUACUUUGUUAAGGUUUUCUUUAUAUUGUUGUGAAUAUUUUUCGUUAUGGGUCUUAGCACAAUGUGUAAUCAGUGAAAC
Messenger RNA from Branchiostoma belcheri (Belcher's lancelet), 1345 nucleotides. RefSeq lists its product as uncharacterized. The record is from RefSeq and is a predicted model, not a curated record. NCBI's taxonomy places the organism in Eukaryota, Metazoa, Chordata, Leptocardii, Amphioxiformes, Branchiostomatidae. The transcript has 3 exons. The coding region runs from base 1 to 642 and encodes 213 amino acids.